Messenger RNA from Cucurbitaria berberidis CBS 394.84, 1248 nucleotides. Its product is annotated as FAD/NAD(P)-binding domain-containing protein. Bases 1 to 1248 code for a protein of 415 amino acids. The transcript has a single exon. The record is from RefSeq and is a predicted model, not a curated record. Gene Ontology annotation, cellular component: cytoplasm. NCBI's taxonomy places the organism in Eukaryota, Fungi, Ascomycota, Dothideomycetes, Pleosporales, Cucurbitariaceae. Gene Ontology annotation, molecular function: electron-transferring-flavoprotein dehydrogenase activity; flavin adenine dinucleotide binding.
AUGGCUCAAGCCACGCCGUUCCCUAAGAAGCACAUCCUCAUACUCGGCGGCUCCUACGGCGGCGUCGCUACCGCACAUUAUGUUUCCAAGCAUAUCAUCCCUGCUCUACCAAACCCCUCCUCUUACCAGGUAAUCCUCGUCAGCGCCUCCACGCAAGCCAUGUGCCGCCCCGCAUGUCCGCGAGCCCUCAUUUCGGACGACAUGUUCCCACAGGACAAGCUAUUUGUUUCAAUAACACAGCAAUUGAAACAGUAUGGUAGCGAGAUGUGUAGGUUUGUACACGGGACGGCGACAAUGGUGAAUCAUGAGAAGAGAAGUGUAUCGGUCAAGUUGAGCACUGGCGAGGAAGAGGAGUUUGGAUUCCAUACACUAGUUAUUGCGACGGGUGCUUCGACGCCCUCUCCACUCCUCGGGCUUAAUACCGACUCAACGGCGCUACGAGAAGCGUGGGCAACGUUUCGAAAGGCGCUUCCGACGGCAAAGAGCAUAGUAAUUGCUGGAGGAGGGCCUGCGGGCGUCGAGGUAGCUGGCGAACUAGGCGAAUACCUGAAUGGUUGUGCGGGAUGGUUUGAAUCGAAACUUAACAGUCCGAAAGUCGACAUCAUGCUCAUUACGUCCGGCAAGGAGAUUCUACCCCAUUUGAGACCAACUAUCGCCCAGACCGCGGAGGGGUAUCUGGCCAAAGUAGGCGUGACCAUUAUUAAAAAUGCCCGAGUUGAGCGCCUAGAGCCGGAGAACACAGGGCUCGCUAUCGCAUCCCUCGUCACCAAGGCUACUCUCAGCCUCAGCAAUGGGACAACACUAUCAGCCGACCUAUACAUCCCAGCGACCGGCGCAAAGCCAAACACUUCAUUCAUCCCUCCUUCCCUUCUCGAGCUUGAUGGACGGAUCAAGACAAACAAACAGACCCUUCGUGUCGACGCUGCUUCGCAUCCACGAAUAUACGCAAUUGGCGACGCAUCGUCUUACGCACGACCAGCAAUCCACAACAUCAUCGCUGCCAUCCCUAUUCUGGGCGCGAACAUAAAGCGCGAUCUGCUUCUCGACGCUGGAAAGCCAGAAAGCGAAGUCGGUCCAGAGAGCAUAUUCGAAGAAGAUCUCAGGGAGACGCAGCUUGUGCCUAUCGGGAAGAGCAAAGGAGUUGGAUCAGCGAUGGGGUGGCGGAUACCGAGUUGGAUAGUGUGGAUGAUCAAGGGGCGCGACUAUUGGCUGUGGACUACAGCCAAGUUGUGGAGUGGGCGGCAGUAG